GACAAAAAUAAACCUGAAAAUUCCAAAUCACAGAAGCCUCAAGCUUCGCUAUCGUCCGUCGCCUUGCUGCGGCCAAGUAAAUGUGCAUAGAGACUUCAAACUGAGCGCUUUCAAACUUUGUGUUGAUAGACGAACAUGGCAACCUCUCUCCUAUCUCAGCUCUCCGUUCCAACUCCUGAACUGGCGAGUCCCUCUACUGGAUUCCCCAAAUCCUCUUUUCUCUUUAACACCAAUCUUGUCUUCUUAACCAAUACAAGAAAACAGAAACUGGUUCAACAGAGAUGCUACAAGCCCCCUUGUGCAUCUGGGAAGUCUUUUGACCACAUACCCAGCCAGUUCAGACAAGAAAAUCUCAAGGAUGGAUUGAUGGAUAAUUACAAGAAUGUACCCCAACAUCUUUAUGGCCUUACUCCAUCACAACUGGACAUGUUCAUGACCGAAGAUAAUCCAGUCCGUCAACAAUCAGAAAGUGUUACAGAGGAUAGUAUCUCUUCUAGGAAGAAUUAUUUGGAUUAUGGAGGUAUGUACAGUGCAUCAGGCAUGAUGGAUAGGGGUCCUUCAAAAUAUAGUAUGAGUGUAAGCAUGUAUCGUGGAGGAGGCAGAGGAUACGGGAGGCCUAGGAGUGCUCCUCCUGAUUUGCCUUCUUUGCUCUUAGAUGCUCGGAUAUGUUAUCUGGGAAUGCCAAUUGUCCCAGCUGUCACUGAGCUUCUUGUUGCUCAGUUCUUGUAUUUGGAUUAUGACGACUCUGCAAAGCCUAUAUAUCUUUACAUUAACUCGUCUGGGACACAGAAUGAGAAGAUGGAAACUGUUGGUUCUGAAACUGAGGCAUAUGCCAUUGCUGAUGCCAUGGCUUAUUGCAAAUCAACUGUCUAUACUGUGAAUUGUGGCAUGGCAUAUGGUCAAGCAGCAAUGCUUCUAUCUAUAGGGGCCAAGGGUUAUCGCGCUUUACAGCCAAAUUCAUCCACAAAGCUGUAUAUGCCAAAAGUUAACAAAUCAAGUGGGGCUGCAAUAGAUAUGUGGAUUAAGGCCAAGGAACUGGAUGCAAAUACCGACUAUUACGUUGAACUGCUAGCAAAGGGAACAGGGAAGACAAAGGAAGAAAUUAAUAAAGACAUAUGUCGACCUAAAUAUUUCAAUGCACAAGAAGCUAUAGACUAUGGCCUUGCAGAUAAGAUAGUCGACUCAAGUGACGAUGCAUUUGAGAAGCGGGAUUAUGAUGCAUUACUUGCUCAAUCAAAAGCCAUGAGGGCAGCAGCUGCUGGUCCGAGAGCAGCUCCUUCAGGAUUUAGGUAAUUAGAAAGUAGUAUAACGCAAUAAUAUGGAGGAAAUUAUCAAGGAAGUCUCUACACAGUUGAUUGUGGAGCUAGUUCCUAUGAUAGGUAGGCCUUGUUUAAUGUUCUUGUUUCAUAAUGUCACAGCCAAUGUGUACCUUGGGCAAAAGGGUUGUAUCAAAUUUACAUGUCUAACAAAGGGCUUCUCAUGAUAAAUACUGUAAUACAAGCUCCUCAAUUGUUUGUUCUU
This is a messenger RNA of Manihot esculenta (cassava), 1521 nucleotides long. Its product is annotated as ATP-dependent Clp protease proteolytic subunit-related protein 1, chloroplastic. The transcript is spliced from 9 exons. Gene Ontology annotation, molecular function: serine-type endopeptidase activity; ATPase binding; ATP-dependent peptidase activity. Gene Ontology annotation, cellular component: endopeptidase Clp complex. Lineage: Eukaryota; Viridiplantae; Streptophyta; Magnoliopsida; Malpighiales; Euphorbiaceae. Bases 136 to 1293 code for a protein of 385 amino acids. Gene Ontology annotation, biological process: protein quality control for misfolded or incompletely synthesized proteins. The record is from RefSeq and is a predicted model, not a curated record.